AUGACGUUACUGGGUAAUUACAGUAACAAUAAUAAUAAACACGCAAAAUUUUUCUUAAACGGUCAACAUAAUAUACACGAAGAGAAAGACAAUAAUAUCAGUUCCACCUUACCUCAAUCCCAUCUUCUUCAAAAUCGACGUUUAACAGCGGCUGAUUUGGGUUUACCGAGCAAAGGACGAUUACAACUUAUCGCUUCGUUAAAUCAACCUCACAAAUUUCCGGCAUUGUAUGAUAAAUUAAAAAUGAAUGCAAGCCGUCGACAAUCUUUGUGUGCUCUUACAAACAAUCGAACCAGAUCAGUCGAUGAUCAAUCUCCCAUAUCUCAAUCAUCGCCGCUAGUGUCUAGGUUUAACCGACAUUUGAACAGUAGCGAUAAAAAUUCUCUAAUAAUCUCACCAUUGUCUACGGUGGAUCAAGAUCUUAACAAAGAACAAGAUUCAACAUUUACAGAAAUCGAUAAAAUCCAUAUUGAACAGCCUGAUAAAAUAAUCGCAAUAUCGAAUAAUUCAAAUACUAAUGAAGCAGCAUAUCAAGAAUUUCCUAUAUAUCAAGAAAAUAAUAUAGCGGGAGAUGAUGUUGAAUUUGAACAAUGGGAUGAUGAAGAAAUUCGUCGAUAUUUUGCUGAAGGUUUCAAUGGUUCAUCGAAAGAAAUUAUUUGUAAAAUAUUAUCACUUGUAUAUGGUCUAUUAUUUAGUUUGUUUGGUAUAACCUUAUCUGUUUCGUUUGCAGUUAAAAAUUUUAAUUCAAUUGGUUUAUUAGAAGAAGGAUUUUUUGUUUAUUUAUAUUUAUUAUCAAUUUUAUGGAUUAGUUUUUGUCUUUGGGAUAUUCGACGUUGGAAAAUUAAACUUCGAGUAGUUAAAGAAUUCACAAGGGAACGAUCAAUGUCAAUUAAUACAUUUGAUGGUAAUAUUGCUGGAGGUUACUAUCACGAUGAUAAAUUUGGAUCUGGUGGUCUUUACAUGCGUAUUGGAAUUGCUGUAUUUUCAUUUGGUAGUCUGUUACAUAAUGUGAUGAUAUUAAUUAAACAAGUCGAAACAUCUAGUCAAUGUAUUAAUCCAUUAGCCAUUUGUGAAAAAUUGCUAUUCAUCAUUUUUAACUUCAUUCAAUUGUUUUUCAUGUUCAAAAAUUCUAAUAUUAUUAUUCAUAAUUAUCGAGCUGCCGCUUAUUUUGGAGUUAUGCAUGUGACAAUCACAAAUAUCUGUAGUUGGUUUCAUGCCAUUGUUACCGAGGCUAGUAUGGAAAUAUCAGAGUAUUCAACAGAAACAGACGGUCAUUCAAAGAUUUUUACUCAACUCAAAUCAGAUACAAGCAGUUCAACUAUUACCAAUCUAACAAAUUCAAGUAUAUUAUGCGGUUAUAAAAAUUAUGAUGCAGAAUUAAUAACAAAAACUGAACAUACAUUUGCACCAUAUUUAUUUCCAUGCACUGUAGAAUAUACACUGAUGAGUUUCACAUUAUGUUUUAUUAUAUGGCAAAAUCUUGGAAGAAAACUAUCUUCAACAUCAAAUAACGAACAUCAAAAUUCAGCUGAAGAUGUAACAAAUGAAAACAAUAUAACUUCAAAUAACAACAAAAUAAUUAAAAAUUCUCAUAGACAUCAUGGUGACGAUGAAGACGAACAUGUAUUUUAUGUCAAUUGUCAAAAAUCAAUUCGUGGACUGUUUACCGGCAUUAUUAUAUUAGGUAAAGAAUAUAUAUUUCUUUUAACAAUGAGAAAUUAUUUGGCUUAUCAGGAGCUUUUAGAGUAUUUUUAUUAUCGGGUGGCCAGGAAAUAA
Didymodactylos carnosus is the source of this 1776-nucleotide messenger RNA. Lineage: Eukaryota; Metazoa; Rotifera; Eurotatoria; Philodinida; Philodinidae. The record is from the annotation of a GenBank genome assembly.